Messenger RNA from Rotaria socialis, 1425 nucleotides. NCBI's taxonomy places the organism in Eukaryota, Metazoa, Rotifera, Eurotatoria, Philodinida, Philodinidae. The record is from the annotation of a GenBank genome assembly.
AUGACAUCCGUAGAUCAGACGAAAAUUGAUGCGUUCCGAGCUAAAAUUGAACAACGUAGAGCUUGUGAAAAAAAAGCAAUUAAUACAUGUUUACAUUUAAUUGACGAAGACAAAGUCGACCAUGAAACAUUAAAGAAUGCAGCUAUUCUGAUCGAUCAAGAACGAUAUCGAGGUGUUAAUGAAGAUCGUGCUUUGAAAAAAGUAUGUGGUUAUCCUGUUUGUUUCAAAUCAUUACCAAAUGACAUUCCAAAGCAUCAAUAUUAUGUAAACGUAAAAGUAAAUAAAGUCAUUGAUACAACAGAACGACGGUUAUUUUGUUCAACAUUGUGUUAUAAAUCAUCAAAAUAUUUUGAACGACAAAUUCCUACAUCACCUGUUUGGGCUCGGGAAGAACAGCAAAAAGGAAAUAUUUCAUUUAAAAUUGAUUUAUUAAGCAAUGAACGCGCAAAUGAAGAAGAACAUGAUCAUAGUGCGAUUAUAUCUCAAUUUAAUUACAGUCAAUCAAUUCCAAAAAUACCACAUCGUCGUGAAUCAUCUUCGUCGUCUUCUUCGUCGGAUAAUGAUGAUGAUGAUGAUGAAUUCGAAAAAUUACAAAUAGCUCGUGAUAAAUAUUACAAAUCUCGGGCUUCACAAUCACAAAAACCGACAUUGGUUGAAACAAAACUUAAGCAAGUUUCACUUCCUGAUUAUAUUCGAACAGACAAUAGUACAAUUGAUUUUGUUAUUGUUUGUUUAUAUGAAUGGAUAACAGAUAAAACAAAAGAGUAUUUAGAAAAUAAUAUGAUAAAAUGUGACACACAAAUUAAUCCACUACGAUAUCAACAAUUAAUUCAUAAAGUCAAUAUUGAAGAUAUAAUGGCAUCAGAUGCAUCUCGAGCUGAAAGAAAACUCCCAACAAUUGAUGAACUACGAAAAAUCAAAGAAAAAAAUCAAUAUGAACUUAAAGUAAAAGAAUUUUUCGUUGGAAAAAGUGAUAAAUCAAAAGAGGAAUCAUCAUCGCCAUCUGCUAUAAUAUUGCCACCAGUUGACACUUACUCUCAGCAAGCAAUUCGCUUAUCGAUAGUUAGCCAGAAAAUCAUGACAUGUUUUAAACAAAUGUUUUGUGAUGACGUCAAACAAACGGUUUCAAGUGAUUUACGAUCGGCACUAUCAGAAUUGUUAUUGACAUUCAAUUUUAGCAGCGAAAAUGUAGCCUUGAAAUCCAAUGAAUGGACAAUUGUGACUCUGUUUCUUAUUCAUUUACUUACACAAAAAUUAUCCAUUCUAUCAUCUCAUUUAAAUGAAUCAAAACUUAUUCAAGCCCUGUUGAAUACUUUAAAUCUUUCAUCUGAUAUGAUUUUUCAUAUUGUAAAAUAUUUACUUGAACAUCCUAUUGAUAGUCAGCAAUCAUCAGAAUCUAGAAUGAAUUUUGAAGAUAUUGACUAA